Molecule: messenger RNA, 4635 nt
Organism: Penicillium salamii
Lineage: Eukaryota; Fungi; Ascomycota; Eurotiomycetes; Eurotiales; Aspergillaceae
Source: the annotation of a GenBank genome assembly
AUGGUUGACUACCACGGUCAUUCUUUCGCCUUUUUGGCGUCUCUCUCCACCGUGCAAAGACCGACAUCCCCCAAGAAUAUUCCCUGUGACUUGUCGCAUCACGCGCAAGAUCCUGUAUCGGUGCCUCUCCCUCCGUCACCUCCAGCCAUGUCCCUGAAAUCCGAAAUCGCGGGACCAGGUGAGUUGGGUGGCUCGGGCCGAUCCAGCCCCAAGGAUGAGACCACCCCGAUUGCCAAUGGACACAACCCCGCGGCCGCGCCAACCAUGGAUGUUCCCGGGGUCACCUUGGAGGAAUUCGCGACCCGCUACCAUCAAACCCAGCGCAAGCAAGCCCAGAGGAAGCGACUGGAGAAGCGCCUGCGGGCCACCAAGGUCUCCAUCGGCGUUUCAUCCCGCAUGAUUCGUGUUGGGCUCACCUCACAGCGCGGUCUCGUCGAGGCCCUCAAACACGAAGACAAGCCCAACUUUGUUGCUCUCUAUCAGACUCUUCAUGAUCUCCAGGAAUCUUGUCGUUCGCCCGUCAGCGAUGGCCCAGACUCCAUGUCGGCUCCCACAGCCGACAUGGACACUUACCCGGAUUUCUUGCAUCAAUUAAGCCCUCAAUCCCGGACGGAUUUCCUGGAUAUUCUGCGACUGGUUCGCUCUGAUCCUCAGUUCCUGGUCGGUCGCUUAAGAAGCCUUUCUUCCUCCCAAUUGGCCGCUUUUACUUCUCCUGUCUCUGCUUUGGACUCCAAUGAUCCCGCUUUUCCUUCAACCUCCCGAUCCAGGGGCCAGUCUUUCCUGAGCCGAACCCAGACCCAGUCGGCCGUUUUCACGGACCACGCUUAUGCUUUCGAAAGGACUGACCCGCUAUCUAUACUUCUCCUUAACGUUUUUGCCGCGCCCAUGGACCCAGAGACAACCGAAUCCCGUUUGCGCAUGGAUGUAUGGUCUUCUGUCUGCGCACAACUAAUAUCCAGUGACAGUAGUAGAUACUACCCCCUCAUCGGCCAGGUCUUAUCUUCUUGGGCCACCGGAAGCAACUGGAAAGCCCGUUCCAAAUUUGAACUCUACCUCAUGGACAUUUUGCAAACCGGUGCGUUUCUUUUGGAGCCUAUACCCACACCACCAGGGUUGGACUAUUCCACGGAUGCUUUGGAUCCUAUGCGAACGGAAGUUGCAGAAGAGUUCUUUGCUUCUGCCGUGGAUGACCUGUUCCAGGUGCUUGAUGAUCCGGACGGCGGAUUUCCUCAUGCUGUACUGCAAUUUGCAAAGGCCGUUUUGCAAAAGCUGGACAGCCCUGAGAGCCGCAGUCGCUUCUUGGAAUUUUUGUUUGUUCAAUGGUUCUUUUCGAAGUUCCUCUACGGUGCAUUAACGUAUCCGGAGACACAUGGCCUCCUUCUUGACUUCCAUAUCAGAAAAUAUGCUCGAGAGAAAUUGCUGAACCAGGUCGGGCACCGGGCAUACUCUCAAGUUUUUGCUGUUUUACGUUCAAUGCACAAUUUCUCUAUCUCACGUCCCCUCGUCAGAGAGCAUGUCGAGAACAUGCUUUCUCGAUUCGAGACCACGAAACCCCCCGAGACACCGGUAGACUACUUUCCUUCUUUGCAGACUUCACAACCCCCACGACGAAACUCUUCCUCGACAUUCCUUAUGAUGUCUUCUUUAGAUGCUCUCACCCUCCUUGACGCUCUUUUCCAACAGACUCAUACCUCAUUCCAAUCCUCACCAGCAUCUACAGGAGCUCACACUUGGGCAACUAGUCCAUCAUCUAUCAACUUACGUCCUGACUUCAAUAUGGAAUCUGGAUUCGCUCGCUUCAAGCACGACACUAACUCAAGGCCCACGUCAAUGAAUGGUUCUAUAUUCUCGGUUGAAGUACCGUCACCGACAACCUUGGAGAGUUUGUCCGAAAAGGCUGCUCGUAUUCGUUUUGAGUUGACCGACUUGGAUCACCCUAACGAGCGUUUGACUUUAGAGCACCCUUCGGAUGAACACUGGACGAUCUUCUCAGUUGCAGCCGAUGGCCAUGGUUUGACUUGGAGCCUCCUUCCGCAGAGCAAAUUCGAUGCUUCCAAGAACUCCAUACUGGAUAGCGAUGAAGACGUACUUUCCACUACUUUGGGACUGGAGGACAACCAUGAGGCGCUACAAACGGCCAUCGUUAGACUUGUCAAGGAAAGCCGGGUCCAAAGCUCAGGGGAAUACGAUGCCUACCUUCCAUCUAACCUCCAGCGAGGGACCGCCAUGUCCCUGAAGCAGCGAUUCAAUGAAGCCAUGUUUUGUUGCCAUCACGACUCUGAUUUCGUCGGUGCACACUACUGGUGGAAUGCUUCCCGGCAGCUUGGUCAAGGCGUAGCGCCAAGCUCGUCGAAGGCUGCUGACGACUCGUGGAUUCUGGGACCGAUGCAUGAUUCUUACAGUCGCUCGUUGAGUCAAUCUCGAGUCGUAAUUGAGCGAUGUGAAAGCGACUUGGUAUCUCUUGACCACACCCUGCGCCGACUCCAAACUCAGGUGAAAGAACUCACCGACACAUUCUCCAAAAUCCGGAACAAGAUGUGGUAUAUGACCGACGUCAAAAAUUCCGUGAAAUAUGAAGAAGCUAAGCAUGUCGCUAUGGCUCUGAAAACGAUGGUUUACUCGGCCCGAUUGUUCAGCAAAUAUCCAGAGGAACCGCGAUCUCGCUAUGGACCAAGAUCCCUGGGUGGCUCUCUGUUCCAGAAACCCGAAGUGCAAAUCAUGAACAUGAUGAAAGCACCUAGUAGCCAGGGUGGACCUAACAAGCUUUCAGAUGAGCAAGUCGAGUUGACACGGAAGUGGUUGUCCCACAACGGGAUCGAGAACUUCUGCAAGGGCGAAGAGCGGAUCCAUCGAUUCUGCUAUGAAGUGCGCAUGAGCAUCAAUAAACUCGUGGGUGAAACGAUGACCGAUGCCCCCGUGCUGUGGUCAAGCGAGCUUUUCCAAAGGGAACGCUCAAGGUUUGAAGGCUACGGCUCUCGCCCUUUCCCAGGCUUGUCCAUGCCCAGCACUCCUCGGCCGUCAACGACGACCAGCGAGGAUACAAACCAUACUUCUCACUUUUAUGGAUCCAAAUUCCCAAUGCCGGAUCCGAUGUCUCGCCUCGCUCAGGAAACACCUACUUUGAACCACAAACCCUCCAUCCAGAGCAUAAUUUCUGACAAAUGGCGACCCCAACGAGACCUGCCUUCAAUUGAUAUGACAUCGAUCGGCGGCUCUCCUGGUCGUGCUGCUUCAACUUCUACCGGUGACACCUGCAGCACAUUCUGGUCUGCACCACAGCGGCAUCAUAUGUAUGCUGCAAGUGUCUCCAGCGUGUAUUCUCGACCACCAUCCAUGUUCAGUGAGACUGCAACCCGUCAGCCCCGUCAUGUAGAGCGCAAAAAGCACGGGAAGACAGCUUUCAUGGAUGACUUGAGACAGACGUUGACUAGUCUGCUCCUUAGCGAUCUGGGCUCCCCGGUGUGGAGCUGCGGCAGUGAGACUGAUGCUUGGUUCACCAAUGCUCUGGGUCAGAAACGAAUCCAGGUGGAAAUGCGCAGGCGAGCUGCGGCUCAGAGGUUCUACGCCGACUAUGAGCAACGCUCUCAAAAUCGGAGUCAGCAGCGUGGCACGCUACUAGGUCGCCGGAGCAGGUCUCUGGAUAGUCUGCGGGAGUCUAACAAAUCUGCUGAUGCAGAUUCCUCGUCGGAGCUACCGAUAUUACCUUCAGAGUCGGAGGGGCAGUCGGCCUUCUCAUAUAAGGUAGUCUUCCAUCGAUUAAUCGAGGUGUUUUCGCGACAUGGAAACCCUUUCGUGAAACUCAACGCCCUGCGAGACCUCAGGUCAUUAGUCAUUGCAUCGCUUACCUCGUCGCAAGAUACAAGUUGCACCUCCACUCGCGGCUCUCCUUCUAGCGACCCCGAUUUGAUGCGAAAUGGGUCUCAACUUAACCGUGUUGCCCGCCACAGUUUCUCUGAACUGCGACCCUCCAACCUCCCUCGAAUGGAUACCAUACCUUCUUCUAUACCGGAUUCGGUCACAUGUGGCUCUCGACACUCCGAUUACUCCACGCCAUCUGAGUCUCAAAUCGUGGCUGCCCUGCGUGAUCUGAUAUUAGAAGUCAAGCCAAAGACUCUCUUCAGGGAUCUUCAAUUUAUCUCUGCCUUCGUGCCAGUAGAUCAACUCAACAAGAUUGAUCGAGGAACAGCAUUCCUCCAAUUUGGCCUGGCCGCACUUAGCCUCAAGGAAGAGAUCUGCCACAGCAUGGUUGAGAUCGCCGACCGAAUCGUCUCUCAGGAGCUUUCACGACGUCAUCCCCCCUUCGCUUCAGACUUCCAUUCCCACCCCGGUCGCGCCAUCCAAGACGCGGCGGGUAUGUGGAUUAUCACCGCCAAAGAGGGCAACCCAGUCGCACAGCGAGAACUCGCCAUUCUCUACCUGACUCACCCUGAACUUCUUCCUCGCGUGACUCUCCCUCUGACACUUCCGCGGGAUACAUUUAAGGCGGAGAUGAUGUACCGACAAGACAAGGACUCCAAAUCAGAUCCGCAGAGUAUGUGUUUGGCACUGCACUGGAUGCAGCUGUCUGCCAGUGGGGGUGACACUCUUGCUCGCAAUCGACUUCGUGAGCGUGAAGAGUUUGACUCUAUUGCAUGA